Vigna unguiculata (cowpea) is the source of this 2587-nucleotide messenger RNA. RefSeq lists its product as uncharacterized. Gene Ontology annotation, cellular component: cytosol. Gene Ontology annotation, molecular function: oligopeptidase activity; serine-type endopeptidase activity. Lineage: Eukaryota; Viridiplantae; Streptophyta; Magnoliopsida; Fabales; Fabaceae. The record is from RefSeq and is a predicted model, not a curated record. Gene Ontology annotation, biological process: proteolysis.
UUUCCAUCAACAUCAACAGCACCAAGAUACAAAGGGUGAAUACUUAUUCCCGAAGAAUAAGCGAGUACUGCUGCCAAAUCUCGGAGUAUUUAGAGCCCCGAGUCGCUUCCACACCAAGUUGACUAUUGCCAUUUCAGUUCUUAAUCCGUCCUCAAGGUCCUCGCAAUACCAACCAUGACUUCGCUUUCUGCCCUAAAUAUCUCUCUGCAAUAUCCUCCUGCUCGCAGAGACGACACCGUCGUCGAAGAUUACCAUGGCGUCAAAAUUGCCGAUCCUUACCGAUGGCUCGAAGAUCCUGAUGCGGAAGAAGUGAAAGAGUUCGUACAGGAACAGGUUAAAUUGACGGAUUCGGUUCUUCAAAAAUGCGAAACCAGAGAGAAGCUUAGGGAAACGAUAACGAAGCUUUUUGAUCAUCCUCGUUACGACGCGCCGUUUAGACGGGCGGAUAAGUACUUCUACUUCCACAACACAGGGCUUCAGCCGCAAGAUAUUCUUUAUGUGCAGGAGAGUUUGGAGGGAGAGGCAGAGGUGUUACUCGAUCCCAAUGGCUUCAGUGAAGACGGAACUGUGUCGCUGAGUACUCUGUCAGUAAGUGAAGAUGGUAAAUACUUGGCUUAUGCGCUUAGUUCAAGCGGUAGCGAUUGGACGACUAUAAAAGUGCUGCGAAUUGACGACAGGAAUGUUGAGCCCGAUACUUUAUUGUGGGUAAAGUUUUCCUCAAUUAGUUGGACGCAUGACAACAAAGGUUUCUUUUAUAGCCGCUAUCCAGCACCAAAAGAUAGAGAAGUAGUAGAUGCUGGGACUGAAACAAAUGCUAACCUUCAUCAUCAGCUCUAUUACCAUUUUCUGGGUACAGAUCAAUCAGAAGAUAUUUUGUGCUGGAGAGAUCCUGAAAACCCUAAAUAUUCGUUUGGAGGAGGUGUUACUGAUGAUGGCCAGUACAUUCUUCUCAAUAUUUCAGAAGAUUGUGAUCCAGUCAACAAACUUUACUACUGUGACUUGUCCAAAAUUCCUAAUGGGCUGGAAAGCUUUCGGAGUGGAAAUUCUCUCCUCCCAUUUGUCAAACUUAUUGAUAACUUUGAUGCACGGUAUGAAGUCAUUGCGAAUGAUGAUACUGUGUUUACAUUUUUAACUAAUAAAGAUGCUCCAAAAUAUAAAUUAGUCCGAGUGGAUUUGAAAGAACCAACUACUUGGGUUGAUGUUGUCCAAGAGUCAGAAAAAGAUGUACUUGAGUCAGCAUGUGCUGUAAAUGGUAACCAACUGAUAGUGAGUUACUUGAGUGAUGUAAAGUAUGCUCUGCAAAUUAGAGACUUAAAAACAGGUUCCUUGCUGCACCAAUUACCAAUUGACAUUGGCUCAGUUUCUGAAGUUUCCGGGCGGCGUGAAGAUAGUGUGGUUUUCAUUAGCUUUACAAGCUUUUUAACUCCUGGUAUCAUCUACCAGUGUAACUUGGGAACAGAGAUUCCUGAUAUGAAGAUAUUUCGUGAAAUUGUUGUCCCUGGGUUUGAUCGAUCUGAAUUUCAUGUUAAACAGGAUUUCGUGAGUAGUAAAGAUGGUAACAAAAUCCCAGUGUUCAUUGUUGCCAAAAGGGAUAUUAUUUUGGAUGGUUCACACCCAUGUUUAUUAUACGGAUAUGGUGGUUUUAACAUCAGCAUUACACCAUAUUUCAGUGUCAGUCGCAUUGUAAUCACAAGACAUUUAGGUGUUGUUUUCUGCAUAGCAAAUAUUCGUGGUGGUGGAGAAUAUGGGGAGGAAUGGCAUAAAGCAGGCUCACUUGCAAGGAAGCAGAAUUGCUUUGAUGACUUUAUUUCCGCAGCAGAAUACCUUGUAUCUACGGGUUAUACUCAACCCAAAAAGUUAUGUAUCGAAGGUGGAAGCAAUGGUGGACUUCUUGUUGGUGCUUGUAUAAAUCAGAGACCAGAUUUAUUUGGUUGCGCUCUGGCUCAUGUUGGUGUAAUGGACAUGCUACGAUUCCACAAAUUUACCAUAGGUCAUGCUUGGACCUCAGAUUAUGGUUGUUCAGAAAAGGAGGAAGAGUUUCAUUGGCUAAUCAAAUACUCUCCACUACAUAAUGUCAGGAGACCAUGGGAACAGCAUACUGAUCAGUCUAUUCAGUAUCCAUCAACCAUGCUGUUGACAGCUGAUCAUGAUGAUCGUGUUGUGCCACUGCACACAUUGAAGUUAUUAGCGACCAUGCAGCAUGUCCUCUGUACGAGCUUGGAAGAAAGUCCCCAGACAAACCCUAUAAUUGGUCGCAUUGACUGCAAGUCUGGACAUGGUGCUGGACGUCCAACACAGAAAAUGAUUGAUGAAGCUGCUGACCGGUACAGUUUUAUGGCUAAAAUGUUAGAAGUACAUUGGAUUGAAUAGAAACCACUCGGUCACAGGUUAGAGAGAACAAUUUUAACGGAUUAUAUUGCAAGUUAUCAGUGCUACGCCCCAAUGGAUUUUGUCAAUUAUUUAAUUGGCAUUAGGUUCACUAAAGUCUGCUAAAAUAUUUGUUCCCUAGAUAUUCAUUCUUAAGGAAUUUGUACGUUAUGCAAGGAAUUAAGGUUAUUAUUAUAGCAGCUCUUUUACUCUUUGUUAA